AAUUUUAUGAAAUAAAAAAUUAUAAAUAUAUAUUUAUUUAACACGAUACAAACAGUUCCUAUAUAUAUAUACUAAAAAAAAAAAAAAAAAAAAAGAAAAAGAAGUUCCUAUGCUGACACUAAUAAAGCCUUCGGCCAUUGCUCCACAGCUGAGCUCACUUCAUACUGAUCUCAGUAAAAAGGAUCACAAAUGUGUACCAAAGGCGUAACUUUUGGAAUAUGCUACCACCCCUACACAAACAAAUCACACCCUUCCAAAAUCCAAAUCCAUCCUAUCUUUUCCCGCCACGUGGCACCGCGUUUUCCCUCUCUCCUUCUCUUCAUCUCGACGGCGUUUACCAGUCUCUCUCUAUUCUCAUUUUGUGUCCUGUCAACCAUUACGACUCCUUUCUUUAGUCAGCCAUAAAAAUGUCCAUCCAAAUUCACCGCAUCUUCUUCCCUUUAUUAUCCCGGUAAAAUGACAGAAAAUAAAGAGCUCAAGCCGCAGCCGUAACUGUGUAUACUUGAUCCAUUAUUAUUAUUUUGGGGUAGUUUUUUUUUUUGAAACGAAAAAGUAUCUUGGAGUAGAUGGACUUAGGUCUCUAUGCAUCACUUGCCUCGACUUUUUAAUCAUAACAAAGGAAAGGGUCCAAUGGAUCCAAAGAACGGCAGAAGUAGGCCAAGGCUAGAACGCAGAAAUGCUGCUAAACAUAUAGAGUACGAUGCGACCUCGUCUUUUUCUUCUCUAGACGCAUCAUCAUGUUCAUCGUCGUUAGUUACUAGAUCUCUUGAUUUACCGGAGGGGACUAGUUUUCGGAUCGAAGGAACUGAUGGUGAGUUUGACCGCAUUUGUCGGAGCAUCGGACUCACAGGUCCCGAAGAUUUCGAAAUUCCGACGGCCGCGUGGGAAGCGAUGAAAGUCCGCUCGGCGUCGGAUCUUUUGCCUAGGUCUAGAUUAUACGUUUCGGAUAGUCCGAGAAUAGCGGAAGCGAAACACAAGGAGCAGGAGCAGGAAAAAAGUGAAUUGUGUGCUAGGGUUUUGGAUACUGUUAGAACUGACGAUUCUACUGAGUUGACUCAGGAAAAGCAAGUCCAGCCAGUUAAAUUAAAUGUAUCAGGAGGAGGAAUUAAAGGAGUUAGACCGCCGUUACUGAAGCCGCCUCCGUCAAUGACGUUACCGGUAAUAGAUAAAUGUUGUUCAACUUGGGAUAUAUUAAGGGAUUUUGCACCUGAAAAUGAUAGAAGGUCGUCUAUGUUAAUAGCUGAGGGGGGCUUAAGUUCUGAUGACGAGGAAGAAGUGGCUGCUGCUAUUAAUAAGGGAGAAGAAGAAGAAGAAGAAGAAGAAGAUGAUGAUGAUAAUUUGUCGAGGAUUAGAGAAAUUGGUGUUUUAUCCGAGUCAUGUUCGUUUACUACGUCUAAUGAUGAUGAUUCCUCUAGUACUACUACGGAGCUUAUGUCCAAUAUUUCGCCGCAUGAGAGAUUUAGAAGAAUGAUUAGUGAUUGGGAAAAAGGUGAUCUUUUGGGUCGUGGAUCGUUUGGAUCUGUGUAUGAAGGAAUUGCUCACGAUGGCUUCUUUUUUGCCAUCAAAGAGGUUUCCUUGCUUGAUCAAGGAAGUCAAGGCAAGCAAAGUAUUUACCAACUUGAGCAGGAGAUUGCUCUUUUAAGUCAGUUCGAACAUGAAAACAUAGUUCGGUAUUAUGGCACUGAUAAGGAUGAUUCAAAUCUAUACAUCUUUCUUGAGCUUGUAACUCAAGGUUCUUUGAUGAAUCUUUAUCAAAGAUAUCAUCUUCGAGACUCCCAAGUUUCUGCCUACACAAGACAAAUUUUGCAUGGUUUGAAGUAUCUUCAUGAUCGAAAUGUAGUUCACAGGGAUAUCAAAUGUGCAAAUAUUUUGGUAGAUGCAAGUGGAUCGGUUAAACUUGCAGAUUUUGGAUUGGCUAAGGCAACCAAACUAAAUGAUGUUAAAUCAUGCAAGGGGACUGCUUUUUGGAUGGCCCCAGAGGUUGUCAAUAGGAAAACCCAUGGUUAUGGUCUUCCAGCUGAUAUAUGGAGCCUGGGAUGCACUGUUUUGGAGAUGUUAACCCGUCAGGUUCCAUAUUCCCAUUUGGAAUGUAUGCAGGCGUUGUUUAGGAUUGGCAAAGGUGUUCCACCUCCUGUACCUGAUUCUCUUUCAAAUGAUGCAAGAGAUUUUAUUCUGCAAUGCCUUCAAGUUAAUCCCAAUGGUCGUCCUACUGCUGCUCAGCUCUUAGAGCAUUCAUUUGUGAGGCAGCCACUUCCAAUGUCCUCAGGUUCUGCAUCACCUUAUUAUGGCCGACGGUUUUAGAAGCUUUUUUCUCAGCUAAACUCUAAUAGAUAAUCAGUUGUCCAUGGAUAAGCGAUGGGAUCAUGUUUUAUAGUCUCAAGUGGGAGGACUUGUCCUCGGAUACUAUUUGGCAGACACUGAGUUUUGGUUGCACUAACUCAAACAGUGUGCUUGUGUUCUUGGUAUUGCUCGUUCAAAUCAAAUCUGAAGUAAUGUGUUGGACCUGGAAAUUCAAAUGAUGUGCAGGAUGUGGGUUGUGGGUUCUUGGAUCUUUUUACAUGACUACUUUGGAUCAUGGGUCCUGCCUGCUCUGAGAAUUCCGCAAAAUAGAUCCAACUGUUCUUGAAUUACUAUCUGGUUACUUGUCUGUCAUGAAAAAGAUGGUCUCCUGAUGGCAAACAAAGUUACCUUCAUUUAUUAAUUAUUUGAAUGUGGGAAGAUUGUAAGAAUUGAAAAACGGACAUCACUUGUAAAUAUCCUACCAUUGUUGUAUUGUAGCAGAUGGCAGUAUCAAUUGAAUAUGUUUUGUUGUUUUCCA
Messenger RNA from Ricinus communis (castor bean), 2818 nucleotides. RefSeq names its product mitogen-activated protein kinase kinase kinase 1. Gene Ontology annotation, molecular function: ATP binding; protein kinase activity. Bases 583 to 2301 code for a protein of 572 amino acids. Gene Ontology annotation, biological process: protein phosphorylation. NCBI's taxonomy places the organism in Eukaryota, Viridiplantae, Streptophyta, Magnoliopsida, Malpighiales, Euphorbiaceae. The record is from RefSeq and is a predicted model, not a curated record. The transcript has 9 exons.